AUGUACCAGACAGCAAACCGACUGACCGACCCAGCGGACAACGCGCUAACAGCCUUCCCCACUCCGGGAGACCCGCGACGACGGCCCCUGGUGCAGUUCGACUGGGACGGGUCAGAGAACGUCGACGAGAAACAGGCAGCCAGGUCGAGGAGGAGGAAGGGAGCGGCCGCAAGCCGUGGGUACCGCGGGAUAUCGGAGGGAGUUGCUCGGGAGGGAGGCGGUGCCGGCGGUGGCGGUGCCGGCGCCGGCGGUGUGCCUGGAGUGAUCACGCUCAACCCUAAGAUGCACUGGAUGCCCGACAGGAUGUGCAGGGUCUGCUACGGGUGCAACAGCCCCUUCACGAUGUUCAGGCGCCGUCACCACUGCCGAGUGUGCGGACAGAUCUUCUGCCACACGUGCAGCUCUAACCACGUGGACGCUCGGGCACUCGGCAUUAAUGCAUCCGUCCGCAUGUGCAACCCAUGUGCCGAGCAGCUGCCGGACUCGAGGGUGCGGAGAAUCGAAGCUGGACCGUUACCAGACCGAGAAGCUAAGGACACAGCGGGCAACCCGCGGCGGGCAUCAUCAAAGCGCCGAAGAAGCCCACUGGACAACAGGGCCACAGGCGGCGUAUCUCCUGUGGGCGCCUCCAGCGGUGGGCAGUCGAAGCGGGAGCGCGGCACCCUGUCUUCCUACUCCCGAGCUCCCCCGGAGAAGGCUCCCACCGCCGCCGCGGCCGCUGCAGAAGCUCUCGCCACCGCUGUGAGAAAGUCCGCGAUAGCGGCGGAGG
Molecule: messenger RNA, 769 nt
Organism: Ectocarpus sp. CCAP 1310/34
Lineage: Eukaryota; Phaeophyceae; Ectocarpales; Ectocarpaceae
Source: the annotation of a GenBank genome assembly